AUGUCUUUGAUUGGACCUUUCGAUCAGGAAAAGUGCGGUCAACCAGAAGAGUACACGGAAGUCCGUACAGUCAGACAGUCAGUCAGUGAAAGUUCGCAACGGACGACAGCACAUAGUGAAACGGUCAAAGUACGCGGAACUAUACCCGGAACGAGCGAACGACAAGUGACGGUCGAAGAGGGCAUCCAGGAGGAUCCCUACAAGCGAAGGACAAGCGAUCACAAGGACCUAGCCUGGUCAGAAAGGUUUUGCAGACAUCUAAUAAAUAUUCUGGACUUGACAAUGAAGGAUCGGAAUAAAAUAUUUGUGUUUCCAAUAAAUAAUAAAUAAAAAAAAGAAAACAUAUAUAAAUAUAUAUUAUAAAAUUUACAGCCAAAUAUACAGUGAGUCAUUGGCAUUGUUAACAAACGUAAAAAGAUAUUACCAUCUUUCGGUAAACGUUUUUAUGAAUAAAAUACUUCUUGCAGUAUAUCACACUUUAA
This is a messenger RNA of Drosophila santomea, 482 nucleotides long. RefSeq lists its product as uncharacterized. Lineage: Eukaryota; Metazoa; Arthropoda; Insecta; Diptera; Drosophilidae. Bases 1 to 330 code for a protein of 109 amino acids. The record is from RefSeq and is a predicted model, not a curated record. The transcript is spliced from 3 exons.